AUCAUUUGUCACUCCUAUUUUUCACCAUUCUCUGUUUUCCAGUUUAUUCCGUGUUGUUUUUUAGUUUCCGGAUCCCUUGAGGUUUAUUGUUUGUAAAAUGGACACGGGCCAGAUUGUCAACUACAUCCACGACAUUCGCGCCCGUCUGACCAGCAAAUGCUCGCUGCUGAUGAAAUCCCUGCACAGUGCGUCGUCGCGCUCAUCGCCGCGAGCCAAAACUGGACGAUCCGCGUCGCGCUCACCCUCCGCUGCGCGCAGCCCUUCCCGCAGCUUCCCCGCGCUGUUUUUCGCUGGGGUGGGCAUCUUCGCGGGGGCCUCCAUCUUCCACAUGUGGCAUCUGUCCAGUUUGUUUGAGAAUGAUCGGUUCUUUUCGCAUUUAUCACAGCUGGAACGGGAAAUGACAUUCCGUACGGAACAGGGAUUGUAUUAUUCGUUUUAUAAACGUAUUGUGGAGGCGCCGAGUUUCUUCAGCGGUGUGAUGGAGAUUAUGCACGACACCAGCACGGAGUUUCCCAACGAAGUCAACUUUAUUAAUCGCUUCAAUCUUUACCCAGAGAUGUUCCUAGCCGGCAUCUACCGCAUCUACGCCACCAUCACCGAGUUCCUCGACAUCACCACCGUGCAGUGUUUCCGCGUCAACCGCGGCGCCGGGCACUCCCCGGUGACGGCCUGCGUGGGCCUGGGCGAUCCCUUCUACCUGUAUUUACUGGGAGUGUUCGGUCUGAACGGUCUGCUAUUGGGCGUCCUCUUUUUGACCGGCUGGCUGCUCAGCGAGAACAUCGGCGGCGGGGUUAUUACGUUGCUGUGCUUCUUGUUCAACCACGGGGAAGCCACGCGGGUCAUGUGGACACCGCCGCUGCGCGAGAGCUUCGGCUAUCCGUUUUUCGUCAUGGAGAUGCUGGCCGUGGCGUAUCUUCUGAAGACGGGCUGUCGCAGCUGGCAGAUGAGUGCGCUGGUGGGCGUGACGUCGGGAUUGUUUAUUCUGCAGUGGCAGUUCGCUCCCUUUGUCCUGCUGACGCAGAUUGGCGUCCUGCUCUUCCUCUUCAUUGCCUGCUACCUGGACUACUCCCUCCUGCGCGCCAUCGUCCAGGGUUUAUUCUACUCUUUAAUGGCCUGUUAUUUUCUCCUCUGUUGCAACUCCUUCCUCUUAACGUCCGCCUACGGCAUCAUCGUCAUCGCGCUCUUCCUUUUGAUGGAAUUCUUCGCCGUCCGCAAGGUCCCGCUGGCCGAGCGUUUCGGCUACAUGACGGGCUGGCAGAUGGCCGGGUUUAUCGCGUGUGUGCUGCUGGUGCCGGUGUGGAAGAUGGCGGUGGGCGGCGCGGAUGAUGCGCAUAUCUGGCAGAUUGUCCGGGCCAAAUUCACCAGCUGGAAGAAUUUCCACACCAUGCUGUAUAUGUGUGCGCCGGAGUUUGAUUUUCUUGGAGUGGAAGUAGUGGGCAAGCUGUGCCGGACGCUGCUGCUGCCGAUCGGUGUGAUGGUGUGUUGUACGGUGAAAUUCCUGGUGACGCGCGAAUUGUUAACGGACUGCUCGUGUAAAUGCCACCCGCGAAAAGCCUGCCUGCAUGUCGCACACGGGGAACGGCGCGUUGGGACACCGAAUCCCAGCGUUUUAUACGAUACUCCGGUGUGUUCGGCACGGCGGUCCCAUAUGGGAUAUUUCCUGUAUCGAACGCCCAAACGUGCCCAGAGCAACGGGAAACCCGGUGAAAAUGGUCAGCCGGUGUCGGCGGUGUCCCUGGACGUCCACUACAUCCUGCUGCAGGGCUACGCGUUCACCGCGUUGGCGCUGCUGAUUAUGCGCUUGAAGCUGCUGUGGACGCCGCAGUUGUGCAUCGUGGCGUCGCUGGUCGCCUCGCGAUCGAUUUUUGGAUUCUUGCGGCGUUCCUGGCAUUUGGGCAUGGUGGUAGGUCUGAUGAGCUGUAUGCUACCGGUCGGCAUGCAUAAUCUACGGGAGCAGCACAAGAUUAUGGGCGAAUACAGUAAUUAUCCACUGGAAGACAUUCUAACCUGGAUCAACAACAACACCGUCGAAGAUGCCGUGUUUGCCGGUCCGAUGGCCACCAUGGCCAAUCUGCAUCUGAGCACCGGACGCCCGAUUGUCAACCAUCCGCAUUACGAGAACGCCGAGAUACGGGAGAGAACGCUGAAGGUGUAUUCGAUGUACAGCCGGAAAUCACCGCGGGAAGUCCACCGUAUUCAUCGGCAGUUGGGCGUGGAUUAUGUCGUUUUUGAGAAUUCCUACUGCUGGCGCAAACACAAAGCGGGCUGCGCGAUGCCGGAGAUGUGGGAUGUGGAGGAGCCGGCGCGGGCCGAAUACGAAGCGUGCUGCUGGCGGGUGGCCGCCGAUCCCUAUCCCUUCACGUGGAUGUACGGCAACGACGUCUACGAGAUCCUCAAAGUGUGAAUGGACGCCCUGGGCUCUUAACUCGGUUGAUCGCGGAUCUGUGUUUUUGUAAUGACAUAGUCUUGCCACUGAUUUUUUUUGUGACCAAAGUGUUUUUAUAGUGUUAAGUGUAGAUGUUUUCUGCUCGGUUGUGUUUUGGAUCCACAGGAAAUUUUUGUAAUAUUUUUUGUGCGGUUGAAUUGAUUUGUUUCACAUGUGGCGACUAACUGGCGACUGCUUUCCUGGUGUAGUGCAAUGGCGUUUUUUGUGAG
Messenger RNA from Paramacrobiotus metropolitanus, 2655 nucleotides. RefSeq names its product probable C-mannosyltransferase DPY19L1. Gene Ontology annotation, cellular component: nuclear inner membrane. The transcript is spliced from 10 exons. The record is from RefSeq and is a predicted model, not a curated record. Gene Ontology annotation, molecular function: mannosyltransferase activity. Lineage: Eukaryota; Metazoa; Tardigrada; Eutardigrada; Parachela; Macrobiotidae. The coding region runs from base 98 to 2404 and encodes 768 amino acids.